Molecule: messenger RNA, 975 nt
Organism: Beta vulgaris subsp. vulgaris (sugar beet)
Lineage: Eukaryota; Viridiplantae; Streptophyta; Magnoliopsida; Caryophyllales; Amaranthaceae
Exons: 3
Coding region: 1-975 (324 amino acids)
Source: RefSeq, a predicted model, not a curated record
AUGAACACCAUGUUUAGGUCUCAAGAGCUAUGGGAUUUGGUUGAAUUUGGGUUUGAAGAUAAAAAGGAUACCAAAGACCCUGAUCAGUCAUUACGAGACAAACACAAGAAGGAUGCCAAAGCCUUGUUCUUCAUCCAACAAGCGCUUGACGACAUCAUCUUCUCACGAAUGCAUUUUGAAUUGUUGGAGAUGAAAGAGAAAGAGUCAGUUCAAGAGUAUCUUUCAAAAGUGUCUGGUAUUGUUAAUACAAUGAGGUCAUAUGGUGAAACAAUAACUGAAGCCACUGUUGUUAAGAAGGUAUUGUUAUACGAAGAUAGGUUGGGUAGGUCUAGUGAAAAGGUUGAAGAAAAAGCCUUUCAGGUGAAGGGGGAGCCUUCCUCUAAGGGAAAAUUUUCGAAUUCUGGAGGUCGUGGCAAAGGACGAGGUGGCUUUCGGGGACGAGGUGGCUUUUGGGGACGAGGUCGUAGACACUUUGGUGAUCAAUGUCAUAGAAAAAGCCACAUUCUGUGCCAUUAUUGUAAAAAGAAUGGGAACAAAGAAGUUGAAUGUUGCAAGAAACAACGAGAAGAAAACCAAGCCAACUUCACUGAGCAAGCAGAUGAGGAGAGCAAUUUGUUUAUGGCUCAUUCGGCACUUGACAUUCUGCUCAAUGAUGUGUGGUUCAUAGAUAGUGGCUGCUCCAAUCAUAUGUGCGGCACAAAAUCUAUGUUUAAGGAACUUGACGAGUCGAAAAAAUCUGAAGUUCGGCUCGAAAAUGACAAACCAAUUCAGGUUAAAGGAAGAGGUAUUGUUGUCCCGAGAACCUCUUUAGGUAAUGUCAAAUUACUCAAAGAUGUGCAAUACGUUCCUGGCCUGGCUCAUAAUUUGUUGAGUGUUGGACAAUUGAUGAUUAGUGGUUAUUCAAUUAUAUUUGAUGAUAAGUCUUGUAGCAUUCAUGAAAGAAGUCUGGCAAAAAAUGUUUUGACGUUAAUAUGA